ACCCAGCCUUGUAAACCCUGUCUCUCUGGUGGUCGGACUGGGAAACCUAGGUUUCCAGCUCUGACACUUGUCAGAAUUUUUGUUAUUCAGCUGAGUGCACGUGGACCAGGAAGAGUUUAUGAGGCACUUGUUACCGUAUUUGAAGACGGGAAUGUCCCCAGAGAGAGCGAGGCAUAUAAAAAAGGGGAAGCCGUGGUGCAAUGGAUCAGUCAGUCGCUCGUUGGUACUGGGGACGCAGCUGGGAUGAUGGCCACUUACCUGCUCCUGUCCAGCCUUUGGGCCCUCGCCUCAGGCUCUGUGCAGGUGAUGCACAAAAAGGUGCAGUCGGUCCAGGCAGGCGGAAAUAUUACUUUCUCAUGCCAGUCAGUCAUGGACGAAGACGUAAUACAAGUGACCUGGCAGAAGGAGAUGGAUGGGGCUGAAGACAACAUAGCAACUUACAGUACAAUGAAUGGCCAAAAGAUAGCAAAGGACUACGAAGGCCAUGUGAGCUUUGCCCACAGCAGCCUGCAAGCCUCGGCCAUCUCCCUUCACCGAGUCACCCUGCAAGAUGAAGGAUGCUACAAGUGCAUCUUCAACACCUUUCCCUCGGGAGCUGUCACUGGCAGGAUGUGCCUCAAAGUUUACGCCAUCUCAGACCCUAAAGUGGAAGCCAAACUUAUACCCAGUCCUGACAAAGAUGAAGUCUCUGAGGUAGUGGUGGGGAUGAGCUGCUCAGCAACAGGGAAGCCAGCUCCGAAAAUCACCUGGCAACUUCCCAGCACUCUGCUGCAGAAACCAAAGGAGUACCACAUCAAGCUCAGCAACCAGACCAUCACUGUCAUCAGCAACUUCACCCAUGCCCACUCCAAAAUCCUCAAGGAGUAUCCCAUUGCCUGUGUGGUCCAGCACCCAUCUCUAAAUGUGACCCUGUCCCUGCCCAUGGACAAUCUGACACAAGGUCAGGACAGUAUCAAUGCACCAACCGUGGCCGUUGCUGUGGGGGUGCUGGUCCCUCUGAUGUUCCUUCUCCUCUUCGUGUUGCUCCUUUGCUACUGCCUGAGACACCUUCGUGAUCCAGAGAGAAACACAGCCUGGCCUUGCUGGGUCCUUGCUGUAUGUGCCAAGGAGAGAGCUUGUGGACAGUACAUGCUUACUGGCAAGCAGGCUACCGCUGCAGUGCCCAACACAUGAGCUCCUGCAUGCCCUACAUGUGGACAUCUUGGACUGUCAUGCAGACCUGCUGUGAUAUCACACCAAAGGAAACAGAGGGGGAAAAAAAGAACAUUCCAUAAUACAUAUUUAUUUUCUUAAACAACUUCAUUCCGUUUUGUAGAAGAAAAGCUGUGAAUUAUUUAUUUAAGACUCUAAGACUGUUGGCUGCGUGGGUCUGUAAUGCAACUUGUGGUUGGCAUUUUCUAUGCUGUAUUUAUUCUUUUCCCAUAUUUCAACAUCCCAGGUCCAAGCGGAGUGAGGGUUUUCUGAGGCAGUGUGGUAUUUUGUGGAACAGUGAUUUAGGAGGUGCUGCUCUGGGUAGAGGGAAGCAGCAAGUGUGUGGAACUGCUGACAUUACUGAGAGCUGCCAGGAACCUUCUCCCCAGCAGGCAUGGGAGAUGGAGCAUGUCUGCAGCUGGAUCAGACUUGUAACCCUGGCGGCAGGCUCCAAGCCAUCAGAUACCAGGAAGUUACCACCCUUUCCUAGAAAGUUAUUUAAAGGCAAAGAGAAGUUUACUUCUCCUUCAAUGGUUUCCACGGCCAUUUCCUUAGCCUUACAUAGUUGCCUCCUGUUUCCACAUAAUCACACCUGCCUGGGGGGAAGAGGUGGGGGAAUUUAAGGAGUGUUCGGAAGGUAUUAGGCGGAGCAGUCCUCCCUUUACUCCUGUCCUCUUGGCUCCAUGCAGCAAGUGUAUGCUAUCUGGUUUUCCCUUGCACAUCUACUUCAUGCGUACUUCCCGGAUGAAGCAGGUUGUGUGGAGGCCGAGAAGCUGAGUCAAGUGAAAUGAAAAAGAGUGGGUGAGCUGAGAAUGAACAAACCCACUUCUUGUCAUAAAAAGCUUUUAUAGAAUCCCUAAUGCUUAGUAAUAGCUGAUCUGAUGAUUGCAAGGAAAGGGGAACCAGUUACAGACCAGCAGCUCUUGCAAUUGGGAAUUUUUCUCUUGAACCCCGUAACUGUCAAAGGAGGAAACCUGAUUUUUUUCAAAUUUCCCCACAGCUGCAAUUUAAGUUUCCUCCACACCUGCAUGGGAAGGGGCAAGGGAGUGAAGCAGUCCUUCCCCAGGAGUAUUUUGAAUCCAAUGGGUUGCAGGCAAAGGAGGACUGCUCCAGGGUUCUUAGCUGUGUCGUGUCAGAUCUCUUUGCUCAGUGGGGUCCACACUUGGCCUUCAGGUGUUUUUUUCUAAGAAUUGUCAAGAUUGUUUUUAAGAGAGGAUACUACAAAUAUUUGGACUACUGGGCUUUUAAAAAAUUAUUAUUUUUAAUAAAGGGAAAGGUCUGUUGCAGAAAUGGACAUGGGAAUAAAAAAAAAUUUUCAGAAGGAUGACGAAAAGGCACAAAGCUAACAAGAAACCCUUAUUAAGCCUAUGGAGAUUGUAGAAAUACGUUUUUGUAUUUUACAAGUUGAUCUAGAAUGGGAAAAAACAGAGUUUGAAGUAAAGAAAAGGCCUGCUUAUGUGUGUUUCUGACUUUCUGCUCUUUAGCUGAAUGUUGAAUUGUGUAGGGCUUGUAUUUAUGAAUUGUAUGUUUCUGCUUACUGGUGCAACAGAACUAGAGGCUGAAUGAAAAGGGAGGACAUGGAAGCAUGAUACUGUGCAAAAAAAAGCAUGUUGUUCAUCUAUUUGUUUUUUACAGCAUUGGGAUGAGAACAGCAAAAUGAUGUCCAAAGGUAGAACAUUUAAAACCAGUACACGUAUUUGCCUUCAUAAUAUACAAAUCCAUCAGCUGAAACACAGCACCAUAAAAUACUGUAUAUUACUGCUGUUGUGUUUGGCUUCAUGUAGCAAAGAGCUAAAUGCAGGCAUCCGGGCUAUGUACAAUGUCAGAUGUGGAAAGGAGUAUAAAAUAGAUAGAAACCACCUUUGUGAGAACAAACAAGCAUGUGACUGGGGGGAUGAGGGUUUUACUGUGGGUGAAUAAUAUCCUAACUGUUGUUCUGAGCUUUCUUUAUGAUUACCUUGUGCUUAUGUCGUUUGUCAAGUUAUCUCUGUGAACAAUUUGGCAGUAAAAUUUCAUUACUGCUGGCGGGUUUAUUCAUAUCUUUAGUAUUUCUUUUAAUAAACAGCAUGUAGAGUAUGAAAUGCUGCAAAUUUCCAUUGGUUUAGAGAAACAAAAAUAAAGCUCGUCAGAACUUCAAGCAGAAUAACUGCUCUAUAUUUCUGCUCCAUGAAAGCAAUGUGGAGCAUAUUAGCUUUGAAAGUAACUGAAAACAUAGAGUACAGGAAUGUCCCAGGUUAGUUUUACCACUACCAAAAUUCCCCAAAGCCUAGGUAAAAGUAUGGUUACAGCCUGCAUCCAUACAUUGACCAAAAUUCCCCCUUACUGCUGGGCCUCACGAUGGAUUUGGUUACAGAGGAGAUGACUGAACUGGGGGAAAUGAAGAUAAGGACAAUUCUAACAUAGCUUUGCUGACAGCAUAGGCUGUAACUUAGCCUGAAGCACAUACUCCCUGUAGAACUUUGUCUUGUAUUAUGUUUCCCACAGAGGUUUGGGGUUUUUUUGUGUGUGUUACUAUUUUGUUUUGUUUUCCUCUGCUUUUUGUGAAUUGGACCAUGUGAAUAGGGUUGACUUGUUCUCUGGGACUUUGAUUUUUAGGGAAGGGUGCAAUAGGAUUUUUUAUUCACCUGGAAAAUAUAGUCAAGUGAAACUAGAGAAAAUCCUAUGGCAUAUUGGCGUACUGCUAGUUCAUUGGAAUAUAAAAAUCAUAGUAUCAUUAAGGUUGGAAAAGACCACUAAGAUCAUCUAGUGCAACUGUUGACCAAUCACCACUGUAUGCCCACUACCCAUGUCCCUCAGUGCCACAUCUACACGGUUCUUGAACACCUCCAGGGACUCCCUACCUCCUUGGGCAGCCUAUGCCAAUACCUCACCAUAUCAGGGGUGGGGAGAAAGGGAAAACAGUUAUUGUUCAACUUUUAAACUACAAGAGCCCUGACAAGUGUUUGGUGAUGUAGUGCAAAGCAUGAUGAAUGAGCACAACGUGUUCCGCUAUCACCAUAGUAUAAUGUACACUUAUGUCUAGAUACAGUCCUUGAAUAAGAUAUGAAGCUAUGCUUUUCAAACUUAUUGUAUCUGUGUAU
Molecule: messenger RNA, 4271 nt
Organism: Lagopus muta (rock ptarmigan)
Lineage: Eukaryota; Metazoa; Chordata; Aves; Galliformes; Phasianidae
Product: OX-2 membrane glycoprotein-like
Exons: 5
Coding region: 244-1173 (309 amino acids)
Biological process (GO): regulation of immune response; negative regulation of macrophage activation
Molecular function (GO): cell-cell adhesion mediator activity
Source: RefSeq, a predicted model, not a curated record